Molecule: messenger RNA, 225 nt
Organism: Rotaria sp. Silwood2
Lineage: Eukaryota; Metazoa; Rotifera; Eurotatoria; Philodinida; Philodinidae
Source: the annotation of a GenBank genome assembly
AUGCAAUAUCAAAAGAUUGGACAUACAGAUAUUGAAAUAUCUCGUGUAAUUCUUGGCUGUGGAAAUUUCGGUGGUAUUGGUUCUGCUCCAUUAUUUUUUAAUCAAGGAGAAAAUGAAGAACAAGCAUAUGAAAUUCUUGAUGCUGCAGUUCGCCUUGGUAUAACAACAUUUGAUACGGCUGAUGCUUAUGGAGGUGGAAGAAGUGAAUUAUAUAUAGGAAACUAG